Molecule: messenger RNA, 408 nt
Organism: Calidris pugnax (ruff)
Lineage: Eukaryota; Metazoa; Chordata; Aves; Charadriiformes; Scolopacidae
Product: palladin-like
Exons: 4
Coding region: 1-408 (135 amino acids)
Source: RefSeq, a predicted model, not a curated record
AUGGCUCUUCAGGAGGCUUGUUCGUCAGCUGUUCCUGAGGAAGUCUGCACCCUGGUUAUUACAGAAGCUUUUCCGGAAGACUCUGGAAUAUUUAAAUGUGUUGCUGAAAAUGAAUUUGGAUCUGUGGCAUCCAGUGCACGUCUCUCUGUUUCCCCAGGAGCAAAAGAGCUGGAAAGCUUUGCGGGUGCUGCCCACAGGCCAGCUGUGCAAGUCACCAUGAAGAAAUCCACCUUCCCCAGGAACAGCCAAACGGGAGCCAAGGACCGUGACACGUCCUACAGCACAGAGACCCCAGGGCUGGGCAGACGAGCAGAAGCUACAAACUUCGGCCAGAUCAACUCCAAGAGCGAAGCUGAAGAUUUUCAUGGAGCUUAUGAGAAUUCACCUCAGGCUUCACCUCUGAGGUAG